This is a messenger RNA of Penaeus vannamei (Pacific white shrimp), 813 nucleotides long. RefSeq lists its product as uncharacterized. Gene Ontology annotation, molecular function: protein binding. The record is from RefSeq and is a predicted model, not a curated record. Lineage: Eukaryota; Metazoa; Arthropoda; Malacostraca; Decapoda; Penaeidae.
CCGCGUAUGCAUCUGAGUCCCCUACAAGAACGCCUCUAAAGGUUGUUUUGAGUGUCAAGCCUUGCGAUCUAUGUCCUGAUUAUUGGAUACAAAACCACAGUUUACAGAAUGAAGAGGAACUUAAGUUGUUGAGGGUGUGCCUGACAACCCACCUGUCUUUGUGGUUGUGAUGCAAGUAGCAGCAAUAGACACUGCAGUAGGAUGCAGGAGGAGGGCAGCGUGCAGUUUCUGCACCAGAAAAGUAAUUCUCCAGUAUGCUGUGCAUUCCAUCCCAAGGAUCGGUACACGUUUGCUUUUGGUGGGAGUGAUGGAGAGAUAGCAAUACUAAGUGCCCUAAGAGGAGAAUUAGUGCGCACAGUUUCUCUUGCUACUCUUAGCUUGGCACGUGCCCUUAAUGCCCUUACCUUCUCUCCUGAUGGAUCAAAGGUCAUUGCAACAUCUGUCUCCCGGAAAGUCAGCAUUGUGGAUGUGGAGAGAGGAACUCCUGUAUUGGCAUAUGAUAACUGUGUUAGUCCAGGGGAAGGUCGGCAACCAUUGGUGAUGCACCCCGGUCAGCCCUAUCUAGCUGCCUGCAUUACAGUUAAUGCAAGGGGGAUUACCCUUUUGGAUCUCAGGAUGCCACUGCCAUUCGAUUUUAUCUAUGAUUUACAUGAGGACAGCAUAAAUGACCUGUGCUUCCUGGAUGGAUCAUGGCCAUGGGGCUCAGGGAAACCUGUGUUGGUUUCUGGGUCGUCUGUUGGUCAGGUGAAAGUGAACAGCGUGGAUGGGCGUCCACUGUGUGCCUUCACUACAACCAAAACUUACCUCCUGUGA